GUUUUCUAAAAUUAAAAAUGCAUGAAAGAAUAGUGGCAGGAUUUAGCAAGUUUGAAUAAGGAAUGCCAAGUGGAAUUUGAAUUCAAGAUAAACAUGAUGGUCAAAAAAUGAGCAAACAGAAAAAGAAUUACCCAGAUCCAGUUUCCGUUAUCCAGAAGUAUGGUGCUGAUGCGCUCAGAGCCAUGUGCGAUAUAUCUAUGCUAGAGCUAAUAUAUCUAUGCUAGAGCCUGGUUGUGGUACUGCCAGAGAAGCAAAGCAGGACGAAGAAGAAAUAGAAUUUCCCUACAAUGAGAACACAGUUAGAAAAAGCCCCAACAUUACGGACCAGUGGAUCCUGUCCUUCAUGCAGCCCCUCAUUGGCUUCUUUGAGACUGAAAUGGCAGCUUAUAGGCUUUACACUGUGGUGCCUCGCCUUGUCAAGUUUGUAGAUAUUCUCACCAAUUGGUAUGUUAGAAUGAACCGCAGAAGAUUAAAGGGUGAAAAUGGGAUGGAAGAUUGUGUCAUGGCCCUAGAAACCUUGUUUAGUGUUCUGCUCUCUCUUUGCAGACUUAUGGCUCCCUACAUGCCUUUUCUCACCGAAUUGACGUACCAGAAUCUAAAGGUGCUGAUUGACCCUAUUUCUGUUCAAGACAAGGACACACUCAGCAUCCACUACCUCAUGCUGCCCCGUGUUCGAUUCCUACCUCUACCACUCAGAGAAGAAUUGAUUGAUAAGAAAACAGAGAGUGCAAUAUCUCGGAUGCAGUCUGUGAUCGAGCUUGGACGAGUGAUCAGAGACCACAAAACUAUUCCCAUAAAGUAUCCUUUGAAAGAAAUUGUGGUUAUCCAUCAAGAUCCAGAAGCUCUUAAAGAUAUCAAGUCUUUGGAGAAGUAUGUCAUUGAGGAAUUGAAUGUUCGAAAAGUUACACUGUCUACAGAUAAAAACAAGUAUGGCAUUCGGCUAAGGGCAGAACCAGAUAACGUGGUCCUGGAGAAGCGUCUGAAGGGAGCGUUUAAGGCAGGGAUGACGUCCAUCAAGCAGCUGAGCAGUGAGGAGCUGGAGCAGUUCCAGAAGACUAGGACCAUUGUUGUGGAAGGCCAUGAAUUGCAUGAUGAAGACAUCCGCCUCAUGUACACCUUUGAUCAGGCCACAGGUGGGACUGCACAGUUUGAAGCACACUCAGAUGCUCAGGUAAAUGAGAUGAUUCCUAAUUUACAAGUCUUUUGUAGAAUGUAUUCUACUCUGCAAUGUGCUGUGUAACAGAAGUGAUGGUGUCAUUAUUGCUACAUCAUAAUCGACAACCUUCAGAAUAAAUAGAAACGUUAACCUUAGCAAAAAUAUGGCAGUUUAUAUUAAGUCAAAAAGCUUUGUGGUUCAUUGUAGAAUUAGUCUUUUGUCAUUCUGACAAACCUAAAGAUCACAGGGGUCAUGGUAUAAGAAAGGCACUUGGAGUUACUGCUGUGAGGCCUUUGAUCCACCUGUUGUGGCCUGAAAAGCUGUGCUGCUCCAAGGGCUUCAUGAUUAUUGAUCUUAUUUAUUAGAAGAGUUGAUAUUAUUUCUUAGAUGUCCGAAAAGCAGAGUCAUGUGAGGGGACUCAAGAGGUGGUUUCAGGGCAUCUCCUGUGAGCAGCACCCUACAAAAAAAGAAACAAAAAGCUGCACACCUUUCUCCAGAGAUGGAGGACUGGCUGGUUUUGAAGAAGUACCUGAAUAAUAAACUAGAUUAAUUUUAUUGCUUUUGCUCAUUUGUGUGAACAAAUAGUGCUGCAUUAAAGAGUCUC
This is a messenger RNA of Sapajus apella (tufted capuchin), 1760 nucleotides long. Its product is annotated as isoleucine--tRNA ligase, cytoplasmic-like. The transcript has 12 exons. The record is from RefSeq and is a predicted model, not a curated record. Bases 218 to 1240 code for a protein of 340 amino acids. Gene Ontology annotation, biological process: isoleucyl-tRNA aminoacylation. Gene Ontology annotation, molecular function: ATP binding; isoleucine-tRNA ligase activity; tRNA binding. Lineage: Eukaryota; Metazoa; Chordata; Mammalia; Primates; Cebidae.